UGCUGACAAUCAGCUGUUACUAAGAAAAAGCCGACUGAUUAAAACCAAAAACACAACUAAAAUCCUGUAAAAUCAAUUUGAUAGCGUUUGUGCAUUUGUUGAAAUCCAAAUAUUUAACUUUAAUAUUUAUUUUGUUCAAAAGUCUAAUGAAGCAAGGAAAAAAACAAAAAUAAAGUUGACCAAUGUUUUAACGCGGCCAAACAACGUACUGAUAUUUUAACAUGUUUUAAAACAAAACAGAUUUUUUUUAUUAUUAGUUAAUUAGAAUCUCAUAACAAUGAAAAUCGCAGAUGCUUUAAGACGCUUGGAUGCAUAUCCAAGAACACUAGAAGAUUUUAGUGUUCGAAGUCUUAGCGGAGCCAUAAUAACGCUGAUAAGCACAAGCAUUGUCAUAAUCUUGAUAUUUCUGGAAUUUGUGGCCUAUGUGACACCUAACCUUACUGAAGAUUUGUUUGUGGAUACCACACGUACCCAUAAAUUAAGAAUCAAUGUGGACAUAACUUUACAUAACUUGGCAUGUAAUUAUGUUUCCUUGGAUGCCAUGGAUUCUUCGGGAGACCAGCAUUUACGUGUAGAUCAUGACGUAUUUAAACAUCGUUUAGAUUUAAAGGGAAAUCCUUUAAAAGAAACGGAACCAAUCAAGGAAAUUGUGGCCGUAUCUCCUUCUAGUAAAAACUCUACAUGUGGUAGUUGUUAUGGAGCCGAACACAAUAAAACACAUUGUUGUAAUUCUUGCGAAGAAGUAUUGGAGGCUUACCGCCAAAAGAAAUGGAAUGUUCAAUUAGAUAAAAUCGAUCAAUGUAAAGAUCAAUAUAAGCGUACGGAUGCUGAUGCAUUCAAAGAGGGAUGUCGUAUUCAAGGCCAUUUAGAAGUAAACCGGAUGGCUGGUUCCUUUCAUAUAGCACCCGGAAGCUCAUUUUCGAUACGACAAUUUCACAUACACGAUUUUCAAAUUGCUGAUGUUAAACUUGCACAUACCAUAAAUCAUUUAUCGUUUGGUGAUAAAAUCGAAUUUGCCACGACACAUCCUUUGGAUGGUUUUAAGGUUGAGCCCGAAGGAGAUGCCAAGUCGGAAAUGUAUAAUUAUUAUCUCAAGAUUAUACCUACAGUUUAUGUUAGAGCUAAUACGGCUCCAAUUAACACCAAUCAAUUUUCUGUUACACGUUACCGCAAGGAUUUGAGCAGCAGAGAAAGGGGAAUGCCAGGAAUAUUUUUCAGUUAUGAAUUGUCCCCACUGAUGGUCAAAUAUGAAGAACAGCAAAGAUCCUUUGGUCAUUUUGCCACCAACUGUUGUUCUAUUAUCGGCGGAGUAUUUACAGUAGCCGGAAUUAUCGCUGUAUUUUUGAGCAACUCUUGGGAAGUGUUACGCAAUAAAUUGGAAAUAGGGAAAUUAAGUUAACGACAUUCGUUAAGUUCGCAUACCAAAGGUGCUCAAUGACCUAAUUUUCUAGACUUUCUAUUAAAUCUUUAAUUUUCUUCUUCUAAAGUUUGGCAUUUUAUACUUAGUGUUUAUAUUUUACCAAACUAGACGCAAUGUCCAAAGCAUUCCUACGAAAAUGAAACUUUUUUAACCCUCCUUCUAUGUUUAUUAUAAUUGAAGUUCUUUUAUUGAUUAAUUAUUGUAUUUUCAUUGUUUUUGUAAUAAAGAAAAGUGUUUGUGACUUAUGUUGUCCGUUUACCAACUGACAAAAAGCCCGAUGUAUUGGAGAAA
Molecule: messenger RNA, 1711 nt
Organism: Stomoxys calcitrans (stable fly)
Lineage: Eukaryota; Metazoa; Arthropoda; Insecta; Diptera; Muscidae
Product: endoplasmic reticulum-Golgi intermediate compartment protein 3
Exons: 6
Coding region: 278-1399 (373 amino acids)
Biological process (GO): endoplasmic reticulum to Golgi vesicle-mediated transport; retrograde vesicle-mediated transport, Golgi to endoplasmic reticulum
Cellular component (GO): Golgi membrane; endoplasmic reticulum membrane; COPII-coated ER to Golgi transport vesicle
Source: RefSeq, a predicted model, not a curated record